This is a messenger RNA of Plasmodium cynomolgi strain B, 781 nucleotides long. RefSeq lists its product as hypothetical. Gene Ontology annotation, biological process: transcription initiation at RNA polymerase II promoter; RNA polymerase II preinitiation complex assembly. NCBI's taxonomy places the organism in Eukaryota, Apicomplexa, Aconoidasida, Haemosporida, Plasmodiidae. The transcript is spliced from 2 exons. Gene Ontology annotation, cellular component: transcription factor TFIID complex. Gene Ontology annotation, molecular function: RNA polymerase II general transcription initiation factor activity. The record is from RefSeq and is a predicted model, not a curated record. The annotation marks the transcript as partial.
AUGGAACAUAAGAGGGAGAGAAGCUCCAUAAAAAUCUCACUCAACAUGAGCGCGAACAAAAGGGAUGACAAAAGUGUAAGCGAAUGCAACACUGGUGGGGAUGGGGAUUCCCGGAUCAAAGUCAAGUCGAAGGAAGUUUCACAGGCCUUAGGCCUGAUCGAGGACAUCCGGAGUGGCACGUUCAACUACAAAGACCUGCAGGAAAUUUACUUCAUGAACGACGUGGAUUUGGAAAAAAUGAUUAGUGAUACGAAGCGCGCGGAGGAAGGGACCAACGAGAGGGAAGCCCAUGUCUCAGGGCACAGUUCGUACAGGGAGGACGCUAUGUAUAGUGGCGGCGACGCCCAUGAUGAGAGUGCCCCCCGUUCGAAGGAGUUCACCCAAGGGAAGCUCCUCCACAACGAGGGAGCGGAUCCACAUAGCCCCAUGCACAGCAACGAGAGGAUCCACACAAAUGAAAAUGACGAAGACAACGGAGUGAAUGGAAGAAAUUUAUUUGUGUUGAAUAACCAAGUGGGGAAAGUGUGCAUCAUCAGAUUCCCUCCUGAAGUCUCCAAAGAAAUAAAAAAAUAUCUUUUAAAAAAAAAACUCAAUCUGGAAAUCGAACCAACCAGUUUGUUAAACUCAAGACUCUUCUUUAUACAUUUUAGGAACAUAAAUAAAAAAUUUUGGGGAAUUCUUCUCGAACUGUCAACACACAUAGAGGUACACAAAACGCUGGAUCGAAAUAACCUGUACAAAACGAAUGACGUUUCGCAGAUGAUUUAUGUGUAUGACCAAA